Messenger RNA from Diospyros lotus (date-plum), 1669 nucleotides. RefSeq names its product UPF0187 protein At3g61320, chloroplastic-like. Lineage: Eukaryota; Viridiplantae; Streptophyta; Magnoliopsida; Ericales; Ebenaceae. Gene Ontology annotation, biological process: regulation of photosynthesis, light reaction. Bases 119 to 1324 code for a protein of 401 amino acids. Gene Ontology annotation, molecular function: voltage-gated chloride channel activity. The record is from RefSeq and is a predicted model, not a curated record. The transcript is spliced from 4 exons.
CACUAUUUCGCUCUCUCACUCACUCUCUGUAACCAAAGCAUGUCCCUUCUCUUCCAUUUCCUUUUUGUUUCUCAAUCUUCUUCCCCCUUUCCCCAAACCCUAACCCUAGUCCUAACCAAUGACAAAACCCAGAACCCAACUCAAACCCUCCACCUGUUUCUCCCCUUCCCAAUUCCACCCAUCUCUUUCCCCCAAGCCCCGCAAUCUCUCCCUCAAGAUACUCUGCUCCCACUCCUCCCAAUCCCCUCACCCUCCAAACCUAACCCUAAUCUCCAUUCUCCGCGCAAUUCCCGAUUGGGCCGACGGCAUCAAGGAGAGGGGCAUGAAGAAGAGCAAGUCCCUUUACAACCAUGACAAUUGGGUGCAGCACCGCAGUUCUUUAAGGCACAUCCGGCAUCUCCUCUCCAGCCUCUCCUCCCGGGUCAUUCUCUCCCUCGUCCCGCCGGUGAUCACCUUCACUUCGGUGGCGGCGCUCAUCGCCGCUUACAAUUCAGCGGUUUCAGUGGGCUGGUUGCCGGAGUUUUUCCCUCUCCUUCGGGCUUCGUCCUUGCCGUACCAGUUGACGGCGCCGGCGUUGGCGCUGCUGCUGGUGUUCAGGACGGAAGCGUCGUAUUCGAGGUUCGAGGAAGGAAAGAAGGCCUGGACUAAGGUAAUUUCGGGGAGUAAUGAUUUUGCGCGCCAAGUUAUUGCUACAGUGGAGAGCCCGAGUGAUGCCUCCCUCAAGAAGGCAAUUCUGCAGUAUAUUGUGGCAUUUCCGGUUGCUCUCAAGUGCCAUUUGAUUCAUGGCUCGAAUAUUGCGCGUGACCUUCAAAAUUUGCUUGAAGUUGAUGAUCUAGCAGUAGUUCUUCGUUCAGUACAUCGCCCUCACUGCAUUAUUGAGUUCAUCUCCCAAGGUCUUCAGUUGCUAAAUUUGGAGGAGUCUAAGCGAAACCUGCUGGAGUCAAAAAUCUCGUGUUUCUAUGAAGGUAUUGGUGUUUGUGAACAGCUCGUGGGCAUACCAAUCCCCCUCUCUUACACUCGCUUGACCUCCAGGUUUCUGGUCCUUUGGCAUCUUACUCUUCCCAUUAUACUUUGGGAUGACUGCAACUGGAUUGUGGUUCCUGCCACAUUCGUUAGCGCUGCUUCACUGUUCUGCAUUGAAGAAGUGGGUGUUCUCAUUGAGGAGCCCUUUCCAAUGCUAGCCCUUGACGAGCUGUGUAAGCUGGUUCAGACCAACGUACAAGAAGCAAUCGCCUCCCAGAAACUGAUUCAAGCUCAACUUAAUGCGAAAAGAAAGAGCCAUUCGAACGAGCGACACUCCUCAAAUGGUUGGCCAAGUUCUUAGCUAGGCGGAGAUGAAACUGGAUCGGCAUUUAGAGAUGUUCACAAAUUAAUUCCAUCUUGUAUAAUAUAUUAUGUCUCGCCUGGCUUCAAAGGGCUUCACGAUCGGCUCCAUGUUCGACAAAUUCUAGAACAGUGGCAGUCAGUAGCGUAAAAGAUGAAAUGGGUUACUACAUAGUCGUCAGAGGGGAUAUGGGGAUUCCAUUCAUCUCACCUGUCUGUAUAUAUGUUAAAAACAGAGUUUGACUUAAAGAAAAAUGCAGCGUUACAUACUGCUUGCUGCUCUUUAUAUGGAUUUUGAAUUAUGAAAUUUCCCAGUGUUGGUGUUGGAUUGGUUGAAAGUUGCAGA